AAAACACCGACGUGCAGCGCGCGGGUUUGCGACGGAUGAAGAGUGUGUGCGUGUGUGUCACUGUACUGCUGUGUUUAUCUGAGUAGUUUAUUUGCACAUGAGAUCGAGUUUAAUUAUCGCAACAUGUUGAGCGCGACAUCAGACGCAGAGCAGUCCACGCGCUCCGCCACUGUCUCAGCGCUGCUCGCGCGCAGACCUGUGAAGAGAGCCAGAGCUGAGGAGACGGAGACACAGCUACAGGAGUCCUGUGUGAACCUGCUGAUGAGACACCAGAACACGUCACAGCUCCUGCUGGAGAUCACAUCACAUGAGAAAAUAAGAAGCAUCAGCUGUGACGGAUAUGAAGGGCUGGAGCACAACACGGCUGUUCAGACGUCUGUUCUGGAGAGUGAGCUGCGGAGGCGAUCGGAGCAGACGGGGGUUCCGGUCGGGCUGCUGUCAGCCAGAGUUUUGCUGGAAAACAUCGAGGAUCUGAUCACACAGACGGACACAAACACAGAACAAGUGUUACUGGACGCUAAACAGAGAACCGGCGUGUGCGCGUUACUGAAGUCGGCUCAAGCGCUGGUGUCUGCUGGAGUGUUGGGACCGGAGCUCCUCUGGCAGGAAUACUGGAAGCUCCAGGUGUGUCCCGUGCUGGAGGUGAUUUAUCAUCUACACACUCACAACAUCCUCACGCUGGACUUCAUGCUGGAAAGAGAUGCAGCCGUGAGCGCGUGGAUCACCCGUCAGCUCGAAGCUUUAUGUGCGUGCGUGAAAACGGCGGCGGACGACCGGCAGAUACGACGCCAGAUUCUCUCCACUGUGGUGUGUGUUCUGGUGCGGAGGGCGUUUGAAGACUCGGGUCAUAAACUCUCUCAGACGUGCUGUGUGAUUCUGGACUCCAUGAUCUCAUGGCUGCUGGACUCUCUGAGUGAUACAGGCACAGAGACGUCGGCCGCUGACUUCUGGGUUCAGGUGUUUGACGUGUCGCUGUUUGACGGUGACCGUGUUCCUGAAGACACGUUGCGGCGCUUCUUCACACACUCGCUCAUGCGCGUUCUUACGUACAGACCCGUUUACAAAGUGUCAGAUGUCAUCGCUAUACAGAGUGAAUGGAGCUUUGCUAAAACCCCUACGUUAUUGACGGCUCUUUUCUGUAAGAUGUGUCUUGUGUUCAGUGUGGAGUGUGUGUUGGACCAGCUCCUGCAGGUUUUAGAGACGCACGAGGUGAACUGGCGUCACAUUCUGUCGUGUCUGUGUCAUCUGCUGAUCUAUCACUCUCAGACUCAGAGCUGCCUCACAGAUCUGCUGUCCGGACUGCUGAGAUCAGCGUUCGACGGUUACGACGUGGAGAAGAUGAUCACGUUGUUCCUGUUGGCCCGUCAGGCGUCUCUCGAGGGUCCCGCCGUCUUCCCCUCAUACAGUGAUUGGUUUAAAUUGUCGUUUGGUGGCUCCAGCAGCUAUCAUGCUAAAAGCAAGAAGUCCACAGUGUUUCUCCUGAAGUUCCUGUCAGAUCUCGUUCCUUAUGAACCACCGCAGUAUCUGAAGGUUCAUGUUAUGCAUCCGCCGUUCAUCGGAGGAAAGUAUCGUUCUCUGCUGCAAGAGUACGUCACCCUCGCCAAGACCAGACUGAGAGAUCUCAAGGUGUCGCUGGAAGAGACGGGGAUCUUUGAGGUGGUGAACGGGUCGGCCGGCGCGGUUGAAUGUCCGGCGCAGCAGGAUGUAGAGAAGGCCAUAACACUGUUCAUGACCACCAAUAAGAUCCCAGCAACAGUCAUAGAGGCCAGUAUUUUUCGGAGGCCGUAUUUCCUUUCUCGUUUCCUACCUGCUCUCCUCUCUCCACGUGUGCUUCCUGUGAAGUCAGAUCCCAGAAUGAUGUUCAUUGAGGCCUUAAGAAAGGCAGAUAAGAUUCCCGGCGGCCUGUACACGUCAUACACUGAGUCCUGUCAGAGAGAGACCAACAGACUGAAACAAGGUGUGUGUGAGUCGAGUGAGGACGAUCACCUGCUGGAUCUACAGGAGCAGUUCCUUCAUUUGAGGAGAAUGAUGACUGACGGGGCCUCUGACGGUGAUGUUUGUGCUCAGCUGUCCAGGAUCUCUCUGACUUUGAGGAAUGGGCGUGCUGAUGAAGAGACAGGAAGUGAUGUCAUCACACUGAACCGGGAUUCGCCCGAUUCGGCGCACACUGCUGUCACCGGUCUGAUCUUACAGAACUUCUGUCUGUGUUUGCUGGACGCGUCCAAAGUAAACCCUCCUAACAGGCAGGGCUCGUGGCCGAGUGUGUUUGCGAAGGUCCUGCUGGGUCACAGGUGGCUCCUCUCAGCUGUGAUACACAGACUGUGGGAUCUGCUUCGGUUCCAGGGCAGCGCGCUGAGCGCGGCUCACGUGUUGGGUUUGGCGGCGCUGCAGGUGGAGCUGCAUUACUGCAGACACGCGUGUCCUCCGGUGCGGCUGACGGGCUCCUCUGCGGCCGCUCUCUCCGUGUCCGAGUGUCUGUCUGAGGCUCUGAUCUGCUCCACGCGCUCACACAUGGCCUUCUGCCUCAGGUUCUGUGUGGCCGUUCUCUCGUAUGGACUGUGCAGAGCCAACGCUCAGGAAGAAGAGCUGCACCACUUCAUCCCAGAAAGACUUUACAAAAAGGCUCAGUAUGUGACGGCCAGACUCAUCGCGGAGACUCGAGCGCACGCGAGCGACGAGGACGAGUCUGAUCCGCGCGGCGACGGCACGGAUCUCACGGGAACGCUCCAGGACUCCGCUGUGGCUCUGUGGAGAAACGCACAGAUGCGAUCGCUGAGGAAUCGGCCGCGCUAUCAGCUCUCUUUCUCCGAGUGGCUCUCAUCUGAGCUCCACGUUCAACGGAGUCAAGACGCACUGACGGAUGCGGAGAGGCAGGAGUACGAGCAGUGGGCGUGUGAGCAGUAUUAUCUGCCCAUGUCUCAGCGUGACGGAGGUUGUGAAGGAGAUGUCAGUCGAACGUGCGCUCUCAUCGUCGCUGCCGUUCUGGACCGGCACGCCGCGUCACGGACAGGAGGAAGUUCCCUCGAACACACAGAUGGCUGUCUGCCUGACCUGCUGUCUGUCUUACAGGCGUUGCUCUAUGAAGUGGCGCUGACUCGGCAAAACGCGUCAGAGGAGACGGGUCGCUUCCUCUGGGAUGUGAUCGACGACAGGUGCGCGGCGACCCCCGACCCCGACGGCAUCGGAGCCGAGCUGAACUGUCAGCAGACGCUUCGCGACGUCAGCCGGGUUCUGGUGCUGCUUCCUCCCGUCAUGCUGCUGAGCGUCACGACCGACAGGACAGGAAGAAGAACUCCGGACUGCCGUCGGAUGAUCCGACACAUCGGUCACGUUCAGAGGACGUGCGGUCCUGCCGGUCUGCUGUCUUUCAAACUCACCGCUCACUUCCUCAAAGCGGUCGUGAGCGGCGGCGCGAGCUGCGAUCGUCCGGAGGACGCGGUGAACGCGUGUGUGUCCCUCUUCAACACCGAGUGUCCUCUGCUGACGCUGUCUGCCGCGCGCUGGUGGACGCGUCUGUCGGCGGUGUUGAUCUCGCAGUGGAGGCGUCUGACGGGACGGGACGCUCUGCCUGAUCAGCUGCAGAUGCUGGAGGACGGUCACCGCUGGAGCGCACGGGCGAGCGAGGGACGUGUGUCGCCCGUGCCGUCGGCUCCGUCGUGGCUGUUGGCCGCGUGUCUGCGCCCUGUCCUGAGGACAUCAGACGGUGAGACGGAGAACGUCAGAAGACUCGUCAGACAGCUGCACGACACAGACAGACAGGUUCUGCUCUUCUUGUUUGUCUUCAGCGUCAUGGAGCUGAUCUGCGCUCGUCUGAAUGAACAGGCCGCGGGGUGUUUGCGGCGCGUCAGAGACGUGAGCGUGUGUCUCCUCUCUCAUCUGCUGGAUGAUUGUGAUUGGCUGCUGCUGUUUGAUCGGUCUGGAUCAGAUCACAGACUGACUCACUUCCUGUCUCGUGUGGCGUCUCCGCAGACGCUCAGGCUGAUGCCGUUUGCCUUUUACAGCAUCCUCGGCGGUGCGGAGUCAGAGGUUCUGACGGGAGCCGUCCGGUCUCCGGGGUUCCUCUACAGCGCGGCCGUGUCGUACGGGGAGCUCAGCAGACUCUUCCUGAACGCUCAUCCCUCGGACGGUCCAGAGCAGCAGGUUCUGCUGGAGGCCCGGCGCGUUCUCAUGAGCGGCAUCGCACUGAGCUCACCGGACUGUCUGACGCUCAGCCAGAGACGACAGUUGCAGUCCGAAUACGAGCAGCUGGAUUCAGAGAUCGCGGCGGCGCUCGGCGGCUUCGGCGGCACGCGCUUCACGUGAGACGGCGGAAAACGCCAUCGGAGCCUCUCGCACGGGUCACACGAUCAGUAACGUGUUUGACGCCGGCCG
Messenger RNA from Labeo rohita (rohu), 4371 nucleotides. It is a transcript of the gene fanca, whose product is annotated as Fanconi anemia group A protein. Lineage: Eukaryota; Metazoa; Chordata; Actinopteri; Cypriniformes; Cyprinidae. Bases 124 to 4302 code for a protein of 1392 amino acids. The record is from RefSeq and is a predicted model, not a curated record. Gene Ontology annotation, biological process: interstrand cross-link repair. The transcript is spliced from 42 exons. Gene Ontology annotation, cellular component: Fanconi anaemia nuclear complex.